AUGAGCGCCUCGAGCGCCCUGGCCUCGACCAGGUCGCGGCACAACGCCGCGGAGUUGCGCACCAGGUUGCCCAGCGCCGCCGCCGCGUUGGCCCUCGUCUUGUCUUCCUCGUCGGAUAACAAAUCCACCAGCGGGCUGAUCGCGUCCGCGAGCUUGUCGUACAGCGCGUCGCUGUGGAACCCCGCGUUGCCGAUCGCGAAGCACGCGAACUUGCGCGUCGUGCGAUCGGGGUCCGCGCAUCGAUCGAUGAGCGCGUCCAACGCGCCCACCGCGCGAAAGUUUUCGUAAAAGUAAUCGUUGUGCCGGCACACGUUCCCGAGGAGGUUGCACCCUCGCGCGCGCACGCCCGCGUCCGCGUGGGAGAGUAAGCGCUCGACGGGCGAUAAGACGUCCGCGCGCGCGAUCGCGGCGUAGUGCCGCGCGCUGAUCCGCGCGAGCUGCGAGAUGGCGAGCAACGCGUCCACGAGCACGCUCGCGUCGUUCCGCGGAUCCAACAGCGUCUUCGUCAGCGACGGGUCUAACCCGCCGGCUUCCAAAAACUGCUGCGCGUACGACGGCGACCGCAAGACGAGCUGCGAGAGUAACCCCACCGGCGCGAUCAGCGCGUCGCCGCGCAGCCCGACCACGGCCUGCACGAGCGACACGACCACGGACUCGCUCAGGAGGCACUCCUGGUAGCGCUGGAGCGACGCGUCGGUAUUCGCGGCGGGCGCGCCCGGAGCCACUGGUAUCGGGUGCUCGAACGGCAGCCGCAACAGCCGCGACGCGUCGACGACGAUGUCCUCCCUCUCGCGCCCGCUCACGCCGUUGCCGCCGUUCGGCCGCGCGGGGUCUAACGCCGCGGCCGCGGC
Molecule: messenger RNA, 851 nt
Organism: Micromonas pusilla CCMP1545
Lineage: Eukaryota; Viridiplantae; Chlorophyta; Mamiellophyceae; Mamiellales; Mamiellaceae
Exons: 1
Coding region: 1-288 (95 amino acids)
Source: RefSeq, a predicted model, not a curated record